AUGGCAGACACCCCAUCCUCAGCCGAUGCCUCAGCAGUGGAGCCAGACAUGCGCAUCCCAGUCACGGUCAUCACAGGCUGGCUUGGCAGUGGUAAGACAACCCUCCUGAACCACCUGCUGAAGGCCGACCAUGGCCACCGUCUUGCUGUCAUAGAGAACGAGUUCGGUGAGGUGGAUGUGGACAGCGAGCUGGUGAGCAUCCGCGAAGACCUGGAGCCGGGCCAGGAGCAGAUCAUGAUGCUGAACAACGGCUGCCUGUGCUGCACCGUGCGGGAUGACCUGGUGGACAUGCUGAACAGGCUGAUCGAGCGUCGGGACCAGUUUGACCGCAUCGUCAUCGAGACCACGGGGCUGGCCAACCCCGCCCCCAUCAUCCAGACAUUUUUCAUCGAGGAGUCUGUCGCUAUCAACAUGAAGCUGGAUGGCCUGGUUACCCUCGUCGACGCCAAGCACGUCGAGCAGCACCUUAAUGAGAAGAAGCAGGGUGGGGCUGUGAAUGAAGCCCUUGAGCAGGUUGCGUACGCUGACAGGAUCGUGCUCAACAAGACCGAUCUGGUGUCGCCCGAGGACAUCGAGCGUGUGACUGAGCGGCUGAAGGGCAUCAACGGCAUGGCCACUAUCCUGAAGGCGACCCGCGCCCAAGUGCCGACGGACUACGUCCUGGGCGUCGGCGGGUUUGACCUCGAGCGCAUCGACGCAGAUAUCAACUUCUGGCUGGGGGCACUGGUGGAGAUGCGGAGCGAGGACCUGUAUCGAAUGAAGGGUGUUUUGGCCAUCCAGGGCUUUGAUCGGCGAUUUGUUUGCCAGGGCGUGCACAUGCUGUUUGAGGGCAUGCCAGAUCGUCCAUGGAAGGAGGGCGAGAAGCGCACCAGCAAGAUGGUCUUCAUCGGCAAGGACCUGGAUGGCGCCCUCCUGAAGGAAGGCUUUGAGGCCUGCCGCGUGAAGCCUGACGACGCGCCCGCAUCUUAG
Auxenochlorella protothecoides is the source of this 969-nucleotide messenger RNA. Its product is annotated as COBW domain-containing protein 1. The coding region runs from base 1 to 969 and encodes 322 amino acids. The record is from RefSeq and is a predicted model, not a curated record. The transcript has 8 exons. Gene Ontology annotation, cellular component: cytoplasm. Lineage: Eukaryota; Viridiplantae; Chlorophyta; Trebouxiophyceae; Chlorellales; Chlorellaceae.